UACAGUUUAACAACGUCUAAUAAACCUAAAAUAACAAAAAUGUUCAAAUACUUCCUUCUUGCUGCCUUGAUCGCCUGCGCUGCCGCUGGCAAUCCUGAGGAUGAACACGCCGAAGCCACUCUCUUGAAAUCUGAUGUUAGAGCUGAUGGUUUUGAUUCUGCUUUGGAGACCACCAAUCAUAUCCAUCAAGUUGCCUCCGGUGAUGAACAUGGUAACAUUCACGGUGAUUUCGAAUGGGUUUCUCCCGAAGGUGAACAUGUUGCUGUUAAAUAUGUUGCCGAUGAAAACGGUUAUCAACCCAGCAGUGAUGUUUUGCCCACUCCCCACCCUAUCCCUGCUGCCAUCUUGAAGGCUAUUGAAUACAUCCAUGCUCAUCCCCCCAAGGAAGAAUACCAUCAUUGAGUUUUUGUUCAAGGAAUAAUGAAGAGAUAAUUGGUUAAACUGCCAAUAAAUAUAAUAUCAUAAAGUAACCUAAA
Messenger RNA from Lucilia cuprina (Australian sheep blowfly), 476 nucleotides. RefSeq names its product larval cuticle protein 4-like. The transcript is spliced from 2 exons. Gene Ontology annotation, molecular function: structural constituent of chitin-based larval cuticle. Gene Ontology annotation, cellular component: chitin-based extracellular matrix. Lineage: Eukaryota; Metazoa; Arthropoda; Insecta; Diptera; Calliphoridae. The record is from RefSeq and is a predicted model, not a curated record. Bases 40 to 402 code for a protein of 120 amino acids.